CGUUGUAUUGAAAUAAUGUGUUUCUUUUCUCUCUCCCCUCUGCCUCUUUACGAAGGAGUCAGUCACUGCCAACACAAAGCUAAGAAAGCUAGGCGCUUCCUCCCCCUGGUGUUCUGCUCCCACGAGGCGCCUUCUGCGGAUGAAAUUAGUGGGGACGAGACCGACGACUACGCCGAGAUCAUCGACGAGGAGGACACGUACACCAUGCCCUCGAAAAGCUAUGGAAUAGAUGAAGCCAGGGAUUAUGAGAUCCAGAGGGAAAGGAUAGAACUCGGACGCUGUAUCGGCGAAGGCCAGUUUGGAGAUGUGCACCAGGGCGUGUACAUGAGCCCAGAGAACCCGGCUCUGGCGGUCGCAAUUAAAACGUGUAAGAACUGUACUUCGGACAGCGUGAGAGAAAAGUUCCUUCAAGAAGCCUUAACGAUGCGCCAGUUUGACCACCCACACAUCGUGAAGCUGAUCGGAGUCAUCACGGAGAACCCCGUCUGGAUCAUCAUGGAGCUGUGCACGCUCGGAGAGCUGAGAUCAUUUUUGCAAGUGAGGAAGUACAGCUUGGACCUGGCCUCCCUGAUCCUGUAUGCCUAUCAGCUCAGUACCGCUCUGGCCUACCUGGAGAGCAAGAGAUUCGUGCACAGGGACAUUGCUGCUCGAAAUGUUCUGGUGUCCUCAAACGACUGUGUAAAGCUAGGAGACUUCGGACUGUCCCGGUACAUGGAAGACAGCACCUACUACAAAGGUGAGCCGUCAGCGGCAGGCACGAGGGCGCAGGUAGCCGAGUGCUUUGCGUUUCUUAAAAAGGGACGUCUGAUGUUCACGGGUGACCGCGGACAGGGGCGCGCGAGCCGGCCCCUGGAGCGAGGACUGCCUGGACCUCCUCCUCGCCAGCGGACGGCGGGGACGCGAGCUAACCGCAGCCGAAAGCUCAUCGCACGUCAGCUGCCCGUGGAUCUGUGA
This is a messenger RNA of Condylura cristata (star-nosed mole), 954 nucleotides long. It is a transcript of the gene PTK2, whose product is annotated as protein tyrosine kinase 2. Gene Ontology annotation, biological process: protein phosphorylation; positive regulation of cell population proliferation; positive regulation of cell migration. The record is from RefSeq and is a predicted model, not a curated record. NCBI's taxonomy places the organism in Eukaryota, Metazoa, Chordata, Mammalia, Eulipotyphla, Talpidae. Gene Ontology annotation, molecular function: protein tyrosine kinase activity; ATP binding. The transcript is spliced from 9 exons. Gene Ontology annotation, cellular component: focal adhesion; dendritic spine. The coding region runs from base 16 to 954 and encodes 312 amino acids.